Nannospalax galili (Upper Galilee mountains blind mole rat) is the source of this 2545-nucleotide messenger RNA. RefSeq names its product cAMP-dependent protein kinase inhibitor alpha (gene Pkia). Gene Ontology annotation, molecular function: cAMP-dependent protein kinase inhibitor activity. The coding region runs from base 281 to 511 and encodes 76 amino acids. NCBI's taxonomy places the organism in Eukaryota, Metazoa, Chordata, Mammalia, Rodentia, Spalacidae. Gene Ontology annotation, cellular component: nucleus; cytoplasm. Gene Ontology annotation, biological process: negative regulation of cAMP-dependent protein kinase activity. The transcript is spliced from 4 exons. The record is from RefSeq and is a predicted model, not a curated record.
GCGGCGGGAGCGGCAGCUGCAGCUGCAGGUGGGGCGGGGGCCUCGGAGCAGAGCGAACCCAGCACACGCGGCCCUGUGGCGGGACUGUAGCCCAGGGCAGCGGGCGCCCGGGACCCGCCACUCCAUCCGGAAGUUUCUUAGGUCUUUAGGAAGACCUGAUGUCUCCCAAAAGCAACUUCUGGUAGAAGUCUGAAGAUCAUCUUUAAGGAAAAAGAAAACUAAAUGAAUUAAGGACAAGAAGGUUUCCAAUCAGUCCCUGCUAUGUGGAUAUUUGUUAGCAAUGACUGAUGUGGAAACUACAUAUGCAGAUUUCAUUGCUUCAGGAAGAACAGGUAGAAGAAAUGCAAUACACGAUAUCCUGGUUUCCUCUGCAAGUGGUAACAGCAAUGAAUUAGCCUUGAAAUUAGCCGGUCUUGAUAUCAACAAGACAGAGGGUGAAAAUGAUGCACAGCGAAGCUCCACAGAACAAAGUGGGGAAGCCCAGGGUGAAGCGGCAAAAUCUGAAAGCUAAUACUCCCCUUUGACCAUCAGGAACGCCUUGCAAUGUGGCAAAUCUCCAGACAUUGCCGGGAUGUGUUUCUUGCCAUGAAUGAACCGGGAGAAAAGGAAAUGGCUUUACUGCCUCACAGGAAGCUGUCUGUUGCCAUGUUAAAAGUGGAGGCAGAGCCUGUGGCUGCAGACAGACUUUUCUCUACCUCUGUCAUUAACAAUGGUUGAAAUCAUCUGGCCCAUGUUUGGAUGUCAUUUCUGUAUGGGUCCUUGCACUUGACCAUAUAAUGAAAUGCUAGUAGAGAGUAGUACUGACCUAGAUGAUGAUUCCUGUAGCAUCUGGUCCCUCACGAUGUCAGAGGAUUUAAUUGUGUCUAAUUGCAAAGGAUUGGUUGAACCCAGAGUUUAAAUAUCUCUGGCUGGAGUAUUCACCCAGUAAAAGAACCAUCCAGAGAGCACUGUUUUAGCAUUAUGUCCCCAUGUGUUACUACUGUGUUCGUUACACUGUUUUGUAUUGUACAGUAUAUCUGCUCAGCACUGCCCCUACUUUGAUUGCUUAUGUAAAACAAAAUGAUGUACAUUACUGUGAAUUUUUAUACCACUCAUUUUUAAAAGGGCUGCCUUUUAAAUUUUCCAUAGUGUCGUGGCGUGCACAAGGCAGAACACACUUUUGUAAAACACUCUCUUUCCUCCCAAUAAUUGUAUGCUGAUGAUUAAGUCCAACAGACUCACCAAGACCCCUUUGCUUUAUUAUUCAGGCAUUUGGAAAUGUCCAUUAAUGUGAAAAUUGCCUGAAUUCAGUCUUUUUCAUAUCUGCACAGACCAGAACUCGAUCUGUCAAUAUCAUUUUAUUUCCAAAUAAGGAAAUUCUCUCGACUAAUAUUUUAUUCUUUCAUUAUAAGAAUUUUUAAGAAUUGAGAAAUUAGAAAUGGGAAGCCAGAUAAUGCUAAGAACUGGAAAUGUUUUGCUCUGUGGAAUCAAUUUUCUCACAAUGAUGUGUGCCACUGUUUAAAUUGGGAAGACAGCUUGAGUCCACCAGGCUGAGCAGGAUGGAGAAAGUACUGUCCUCAAAACCAUGUGGACACCAAUCACAAAAGUGGAGCCCUUGUAUUGUGUUUGACCAUGUCUUUUUUCAGCCCUUUCAAAUCCAGAUGUUGUUAUGCAAUUUUUAAUGUUUGUAAACUUUUCCUAAUAAUUAGUGUGAAUUGCAUUAAUUAUCACCAUUAGAACCUAGCUAUAAUUCACUGAUGCUGUUGAUGGUCUAUGCUGUGUUUUGACAUCAUGAUUCUUGUACGGACAAUUUCUGUGAGCCAUGUAACCCCUCUGGUCAGUAUUAUGAAACCAUUUGUCAGUGGUAAUAAAUAAGCAGCCAGUAAGAAGAUGCCCGUGGUUCAUGAAUUACAGGAAAAAUAGCAUGUAACAGGAAAUCUUCACAACAAAAGAUCCUACUUAGUGUCCUGGGAGGCAUAUCUACAGUUCCAGUUGAAUUCAAGAGAGCAGACAAUCUGUGUAGGUGUGACAGGAACUUAGUCUUUCAUAGUUAGAAUGGGUGAAAGGUAAGGUCUGCCCAUACAGAUCUCCCUUUGUGGUACUUUUUACUGACUGGGAGUAUUUGAGUCUCAUUUAGUCCCCAGCACAUGUUAACACAAACUAUAUUAACGAUGUCUUUCUGGAUAUAGAUAGUAGAUAGAUUGAAUUUUAGAGGACUUGCUUCGAUCUGUCUCAUCAGAGACUAGUUAAAAUGGAAAUAAAUGUACCUGUUGAUAGACUCAAAUAUGUGAACAGAAGCAUCUAAGGCUAUGUCAGACAAUCUCUGAUAACAUGUUUAAAACACCCAACAGUUUUCAAUGUCCUUGUUUAGCAAUCCUAAUAGCUUUCUUGUGAAUAUAAAGUUUUCUUAAACUUGUGAUUUUACAAACUGGUUUCAUGUGAGUUUUGUAAAGUUUAGAAGCAGUGCUGAGCAUGUGUGGAAGGAUUAGACUACUGUGUGAUACACUAUCACUAUUGCAUGUGGUGCCACGCUUGUCUUAAAAUAUAAAUAGUGCUAAACUGAGAA